AUGAAGUUGGAGCCAUCUGUGGGCCAGUACGUGAAGGGGCAGUACGUGUCGGCACAUGGGGAGGUGAUCAGCCACGUGAACAUCUCUACGGUGCACGUGACGGACGGGGGUACGUACGCGUGCACGGCGGAGAACAGUGCCGGCAGCGUGGUGCACUCAGCACGUCUUAACGUGUACGGCCCCCCGCACGUGCGUCCCAUGGGGCAGGUGUCUGCUGUAGCGGGGGAGACCUUCCUUGUUACGUGCCCCGUCUCCGGCUACCCCGUGCACAAGAUCACCUGGAGAAAAGCCAUUGACCUUCAACGCCCAUCAUCAAUCCAUGUGAUCCGUUUAAUCUUGCGGGAUGUUGGUCUACCAUCAAUCUCCAAAUCUCUUGAUGUUGGGGUUAAUCUCCAAUGGGUGCGGUGGCCCACAACGCACCGUCAGAGGGUCCACGCCAACGGUACACUGGUGGUGGAGCAGGUGACUCGAGGUACUGACGACGGUCAGUACUCCUGCACCGCCUCCACUAGACAAGGUCUCUCCGACACCCAGCACCUCACAGUCCGUGUCAUGGUGCCGCCUCGCCUGGCACCCCUCAACUUCCCGGUGGGCACCCGUGCAGGCAUGCAGGCGAGAGCUACUUGUCUGGUGCAGGAGGGGGACCGGCCCCUCACACAUUCUUGGCAGAAGGACGGACACCCCCUCGAUCCUCGCCUGAACGUCCGUACCUCCCAACUGGACACCUUCACCUCCAUCCUUGUGAUCGACAGAGCCACCGCCGCCCACACCGGCAACUACACCUGUGCCGCCACCAACGCCGCCCGCACCAUCACCACCACCGCCCGCCUGACCGUCAGCGUGCCUCCAGCCUGGGUGGUGGAGCCAGCCAGUACCAGUGUGGCUCUGGGUGCCACUGUAGCAUUACACUGUCUGGCCAAGGGGUUCCCCAACCCUACCAUCGCUUGGCGCAAAGAGACAGAGAAUAUUUUCGAAGACGUAUCGCUCAAGGCAGAGCUUAACCAGUCUAGAAUAAAGGCUUAG
Cherax quadricarinatus is the source of this 1023-nucleotide messenger RNA. The record is from RefSeq and is a predicted model, not a curated record. NCBI's taxonomy places the organism in Eukaryota, Metazoa, Arthropoda, Malacostraca, Decapoda, Parastacidae.